This is a messenger RNA of Cinara cedri, 1533 nucleotides long. The record is from the annotation of a GenBank genome assembly. NCBI's taxonomy places the organism in Eukaryota, Metazoa, Arthropoda, Insecta, Hemiptera, Aphididae.
AUGGAAAACGAACUAGGAUCGGACAUUGAACUGAUCGAAGAUGAGAAUAUGCUACGGGAAAUGGUACGAAAUGAUUAAAUUUGUUUAAAAAAAAUCUAGUUAUUUACUUUUCUUUUCUUUUAGUGGCAAAAAACCGAGGACUAUAGAAAAAAGAAAGAAAUUCGUAUGAGGAUGUUUAAACUUCGGAAAAGACAUCUUAAAGAACUUUACACAACGGAAGAUAUAAUUCAAACUAAUAAUACAUCGGAACGCUCUUCGACAAGCACUCAUACGAAAUCUAUUACGGAUAAUGGAUUUAUAACGAAGAAAACGAAAGAGAUUAAAGAUUCUCAAUCACCCUCACAAUGUUACAUAAAAAAAUUAAAUACUAAUACUAAUUUUCGAGUAAAAGAAGUAACACCAAAAGAAAAAUCUCCAGUAAAACAACGAGAACAUUUUUCAGUUAAACAAUUAAAUUCUUUAAUAAAAGAAAUAAAACCAUCUUCUGAAGAAAAAGAUGAAAAAGAUUUAGAUAAUGAAACUACAUUUACAGUUGCAGAUAGAGUGUCUAAGUUUUUUAAAAAUGUUCCCGAAAAAAAUGAAGAAAAAACUGAAGAGACCGUAAAAAAUCUUAAGGACGAAAAAUAUGAUACAAAAAUUAUACACAUUGAUGUUGACGAUUCGUCAAAGAAUGCAAACAUACACAACCCCAUUUCGACACGGAAGAUUUCAGGAGCGUCUGGCUAUAAAGCCAGAAAAGAUUUUUUUGAAAACAAAAAUUUAAAUAAUAAUUCGGAUAUAGCAAUUCCCAUAACUACCCAACAGAUAGUAAGAUCAUCAAUAAUAAACCGCCGUGCUUCAUUUGAAGUGAAUGAUGAUAAAAAAACACUAUUAAAAGACAAAACCAACGUUCCAAAACAAACAACGCCAGAUACAAAAAAUAGAUCGCAUGACCGAAUAAUCGAAAGCCCGACAAAUAUUAUGAACACCGAUUUAUUCGAUAUCAGAGUUGAGGAAAUCAAUAAAUCUAGAAGAAUUUUGGAAUCAAAGACUAUGAAAGAUAGAAAAGCAGCUUUCGAAAAGAUCGAUGUUGCUGAAAAACCAGCUAGGCCACAUAAAUUUACCCUAAAGAGCCAAUCUCCAAUUUCCGUAAUGAAUACAGAUAGACUCUUAGAAAUGUAUACUAAAUCAAGUGUGGUUCCUGAUAAACCUUCAGAGAAUGUCUCCAGUAGAAGAGUUACAAGUCUGAAUAUCAGUAAGAAACGCGCGGAAAAAACUAAAACCAUUGACUCUAUCAAUAAUGUUAGUGACAGUGCAGACGGAACAGUUUCGUCAAACAGUGCGGACAGAAAUGUUAAAGAAACUCCGGAAAGGAGUACGGCCAAGUGUUUUGAAGAAAAACCAACGGAUUCGAAAAUCGAUACAAGCAGAAAUCGUAAUGAACAAUAUACAGCAACAGAAACUGUAUCUGUACCAAUAAAUACUUCAAAUGUAAUUAAAUCUACUACAGUUCAUACUGCAAAUGAUGAAACACAGAAUCUUUUAGAGCUUAUG